AAAAAAAUCUAACAGAGACGGAGAGAUGGAAGGCUAUCUUGUACGUACACUUUUAGCUUUCGCCAUUCUCUCAUUGUUUAACCACAUAAACCCCUGCACAGCAACCUUGCUUCCUAAUGAACCAAACACCGAUUUCAUAAGAACCUCUUGCAAAGUCACAUUACAUCCCAUUUUGUGCUAUAAUUCUCUCAAGGAUUACGCAUGCAAAAUCCAGACUGAUCCGAAAUUGCUAGCUUAUACUGCUGUCAAUGUGACUCUUGAGUUCACCAAACAAUCUCUAGCGACAGUGAAGCGGUUUCAAGAGAUUGGUGGUUUGAAUCCUGUUUUAGCUUCAACAAUGGAGGCAUGUGCAAAUGAACUUACUGUCGCUAUGGACGACAUCCAGAAUUCCAAAGAGGGAUUGGAGGAUCAUGUAACAGAAGGCUCUGAGCCCAAGCUUGACAUGGGUAAUACUCAGGCGUGGCUUAAUGCCGGACUAGCAAUAGAGCAGAAAUGCUUUGAUAGCUUUGCUGUAGAUCAUCUUGACGGGAAAGUGGAGACCCUUACUCGCAGAAAUAUUAUGAUAGUCGCGCAUUUAACAAGCAAUGCCGUGCAACUCCUCAACCACUAUGCAUUAUCUAAAUUUACAUAUCCUUAGAUUCUUUUUUCAUAUUUGCUCUUAUGGGAGACUUGUGAAAUAUACAUGUAACACGUACUAUACCUAAAUGUAUAUGUAAGGUGUAGGUAUCUGGGAAUCAAUUGAUUUAAGGAUGUAAUAUAAAUAAAAAAGCUGACAAUAUUGGAAUAUUGGAGUAGAUUGCCUGUAAGUGUGUGUA
Molecule: messenger RNA, 815 nt
Organism: Rosa chinensis
Lineage: Eukaryota; Viridiplantae; Streptophyta; Magnoliopsida; Rosales; Rosaceae
Product: 21 kDa protein
Exons: 1
Coding region: 26-637 (203 amino acids)
Biological process (GO): negative regulation of catalytic activity
Molecular function (GO): enzyme inhibitor activity
Source: RefSeq, a predicted model, not a curated record